UAACAAAUCCCCCCAUCCCCUCCUCUUCGAUUAAUGAAUCUUCUCCUAAAACCCUCUCUCUUUCUCUCUCUACCUUCCCUUCGUUCCCUCUCGCUUUCUCUCUCCUAACGUUUUCGAGGGGGCUCCUCCUUCCUCUGACAAGCUGCCGAGCUCUUGAUUGCCGCUGUCAGGGUUUCGCACAGCCUCUUCAACUGAAGUCCAUCUGCUGCUGCUCGCUGAUCGCCGAGCAUCGGUUUUCCGCCGUUUCCUCCUCCAAUUGCUCCGACGCCCCGCUGCUCGGUUCAAGGAAUCCGGGGUUGAUCUGCUCAGAUUGGGCGGCAUUUCCGCAGUGGCAGAGAGUAUUUGAGGCAUUCGCGCUUUUUUAUUUCUCUGGCAAUGCUCUUCCUUGGACGUUAAAUGAUUGGUUGCAAUGGACCUAAAUGCAUUGCCCGAGGAAGAGGAAGAAACUUAUGAUCGGCAUGUUCAAGAAUAUGCUGCUCCAGGGGAUCACAUAGAGUCUGCUGUUGAUAUUGCUAAUCGGGAACGUGAUGAAAGACGCAAAAGACUGAAGAAAGAACGUGCCGAGGAAAGACCAACUAAUAUGGUGCAGCGAGCUGAUCAGUUUUAUCAAACGAAACACUUUAGAUCUUACGAUAAAUCGAAGCUUCCGUCUGGUUGGUUAGAUUGCCCAGCAUUUGGUCAAGAGAUAGACUGCUUCAUUCCUUCUAAGGUUCCACUCGGUGAAUCCUUUAAUGACUGUAUUCCUCCUGGGAAAAGAUACUCGUUCAAGCAAGUGAUUCAUCAACAGAGAGUUAUGGGAAGAAAACUUGGUCUGGUGAUUGAUUUGACCAAUACCACUCGCUACUACUCAGCAUUAGAUCUAAAGAAAGAGGGUAUUAAGCAUGUUAAGAUUGCAUGCGUUGGCAGGGAUGCUGUUCCAAGUAAUGCUCAAGUAAAUGAGUUUGUUUAUGAGGUCUCUCAGUUUCUUUCUCGUCAUAAACAAACCAAGAAACACAUACUUGUUCACUGUACACAUGGGCAUAACCGUACAGGAUAUAUGAUCAUUCAUUAUCUUAUGCGUUCCACAUCAAUGUCUGUCACCCAGGCUAUCAAAAAAUUUGCGGAUGCACGUCCUCCUGGAAUCUACAAACCAGACUACAUCGAUGCAUUAUAUACCUUUUAUCAUGAAAAGAAGCCUGAAAUGAUCUGUCCCUCUACUCCUGAGUGGAAGCGGUCAUCCGAUCUUGACCUCAACGGUGAAGCGAUGCCUGAUGAGGACGAUGAUGGAAAUCUUACAGCUCCGAUUCUUGAUAACCGCGAGACUGAGGCACGAAUGACAAAUGAUGAUGUCUUGGGAGAUGACAUACCAGUGGAACAGGCUGAUGAAUUUCGCAGAUUCUGCUACCAAACCCUUAAGUUGAAUGCUCGGCCAAGGGGAGGAAUGCAAUUUCCAGGGUCACACCCAGUUUCUCUUAGCAGGGAAAAUUUACAGCUGCUGAGGCAGCGGUAUUAUUAUGCUACUUGGAAAGCUGAUGGAACGCGAUACAUGAUGCUAAUAACUGUUGAUGGGUGCUAUCUGAUUGAUCGGAGUUUUAAUUUCAGGAGGGUUCAGAUGAGAUUUCCUUGCAGAACAAGUGAUGGUAUAGGUGAGAAGACUCACCAUUAUACUUUACUUGAUGGUGAGAUGAUAAUCGAUACAAUGCCGGAUUCACAGAAGCAGGAGAGAAGAUACCUCAUCUAUGACCUCAUAGCACUCAAUCAUGUCUCCCUCGUAGAGCACCCUUUUCAUGAACGAUGGAAAAUGAUAGAGAAAGAAGUUGUUGAACCUCGAAAUGCUGAGCGACAUAACAUUUAUCAGAGCAGGAAUCCUUAUUACAGAUACGACCUUGAACCUUUCAAGGUGAGGAGAAAGGAUUUCUGGUUGCUCUCCACUGUGACCAAGGUGUUAAAGGAAUUCAUUCCAAAACUUUCACAUGAUGCUGAUGGUCUCAUCUUUCAGGGCUGGGAUGAUCCAUAUGUUCCUCGGACACACGAGGGCCUUUUGAAAUGGAAGUAUCCCGAAAUGAACUCGGUGGAUUUUCUGUUUGAGGUUGUUUUCUUUCACCUAGCAUUACUUUCAAUCUCUUCUGGAGUCUGGAUAUCUCUUCAGCUGCUCACAGACUGCCUCCUUAAACAGGUUGAUGAUGAUGGAUAUGAGAAGUUGUUUAUUAAUGAGCGUGGGAGGAAGAAAGAGAUGGAUGGACAGAGGGUUGUGUUUGCAGCUGGGUUGGAUCCUUCUACAUACUCUGGGAAGAUUAUAGAGUGCUCUUGGGACUCUGAUGAACAUGUAUGGGUCUGCAUGCGGACAAGGGUGGACAAAAAUACUCCAAACGAAAUAAACACUUACCGGAAGGUGAUGCGGAGCAUAAAGGACAACAUCACGGAGGAUGUGUUGCUGAGCGAGAUCAAUGAGAUCAUUUGCCUCCCGAUGUACGCUGAUAGGAUAAAGAGUGAGAUGAACUUAGCUCGGCGUCGGUAAAACUCUUGGCAGCGAUAGGCGAUGCACUUUCCGACUUGGGUUCUAUAGGAGGAGGAAAGAGCUGGGAUGGGAUGGUGUCCUCAGAUUGGGCAGUGGCAGAUCAAAGUAUAUACUGAUAGUAAGGUUAGAUGGAAGGUUACUCUGCUAAAAGAUUUGGGCUGCCUAAGCAGGCGAACAUCGAGAAAGGGCUCCGCUUCUCUAGGCUUUUCAUUGGCUUGCAGCCGUAAUGUCCUGUUGUUGUCGUGGUCGGUGAUAGUGAAUCGUCUGAUCGAGUUAAGUAGAUGCCUGUAUAAUCAGGUGUGACUGAAGGGCUGGAAUUAAUCUUUUGGUUUUUCCCUCUUACAGCUGCUGUUAAGAUAGAUAGAGUCAGGAUAUUAGUAGGGUCACAACCGUUUGUAUGUCAGUAUCGAUUUAUUCUCUUUUAUUUCUGUGUAGCAAUUGUUAGUUUUGUUUUGAAUGAUUAGCCAAUUUUAAGGACCAAUAUUAGAUAUUAGAUUUGGUGAGCUUCCUUUCA
Molecule: messenger RNA, 3011 nt
Organism: Punica granatum (pomegranate)
Lineage: Eukaryota; Viridiplantae; Streptophyta; Magnoliopsida; Myrtales; Lythraceae
Source: RefSeq, a predicted model, not a curated record